Messenger RNA from Penicillium subrubescens, 2184 nucleotides. RefSeq lists its product as uncharacterized. The record is from RefSeq and is a predicted model, not a curated record. NCBI's taxonomy places the organism in Eukaryota, Fungi, Ascomycota, Eurotiomycetes, Eurotiales, Aspergillaceae. The transcript is spliced from 4 exons. Bases 41 to 1975 code for a protein of 644 amino acids. Gene Ontology annotation, molecular function: nucleic acid binding.
UCUCACCCUCCCCCCUCAUCCUCAUCUUUUCCACGCCCAUAUGGCCCGCCAUGGGAAGUCCAAGGCUCGGGCCAAAAGGCCACCCGCAAUGUUCCACUCACCAUCGCCACAUCGAUUUACCAUGCAGCAGGAGGCCCGCAACACCGAAACGCAUACGAGAGACUGGCAAAGUAGCACACUUCGCAAAAAUCCUGUGAAGUUUGUCAAAGCCGGGGAGUUACAACGGAGUGAAUUCGAGACGGUCGACCAAGCAGAUCAAGAAAGCGAAGGCCAGGCGGGAGAUGACGCGAAGGAGUCAUCGCCCGCCGUGGUCAGCCCACCAGAGCCAACGCAAGAGAACACCGAGUUUGGAUUCUUCUUUGAUGCCACGCCUCAGUCUGUGACCGACACGGGGCUCCCAGACCCGAUCAUACGAACUCAAUUGAGCGAUCUCGAUGACUCGAGCGAGGACGAAGUGGUGUUCACAGGACGGAAAACCGGCACGAGGCCCAUCGUGAUUGAGACCAGCAAAGAAGAGCUCCGAGAAUUGCUACGUGCACCACAGACGGUGCCCUUGACGAAACAACAUGAACCAACCGUGGCAGACGCCCCGGCGAGACACAAUCCCCGGUCGGAGCCGAGCCAGAACCGCGAGCAGCCACAUACACAGGACACACGCAGAUGGACACGAGAAGAUGAGGACAACAUGCUGGCAGAUUAUAUCGCCAACAUGGACACUGAUUACCAGGAGGACAUCAUCUCCCACAUUCAGGUCGAGCUCGAAGGUGGCAUUGACGUUGCCCAGGCUGCCGCGGACUCGAAGUCAUCUGCCCAUGGUCAGGACAACGCCGACGAGCUACUGACUCAGCUGGAUCCUACUCAGCCGGAGUCUGUCUCGAAGGAGGCACAAGUUCAAAACUCGAUUGAGGACCUAGUGCUGUCUCGGAUGCACCUCGAUACGGAACCAGACCAAGUCCCCGACUCGAGCGAUAACGAUGACGAUGACGACGACGACGACGACGAAGAUGAAGAUGAAGACGAAGAAGACGUGGAUCUUGAUUCGACGGAUGAAUUCUUUGUGGAAUCCGACGACGAGGAUCUGGAUACAGAACUGCUGGAAGACCUAGCGAUCAACUAUCUUGCAGAUAAGAAGAAAGGAGGUCGCUCCGGGAAAGUGCAAUUUGCAUCGGCCACGGCAUUUGCAGAUGCUCUCGAGGCAGAUCCAUAUUAUGGACUCGACAUGAUGGAUUUCAAUCGACCAAGUUUACAGAAGAAGGGCAAGGGCAAGAAACCGCCUGCUUUGGACAUGAUGUUCUCUGACAGCGACCUUGAAGCCCACCUUCACGAAGUGUGGCAAACUGAUCGCAAGAAGAAGAAGGCAAGGAAGCAGGAACGAGAAGAGCUUCGCGCCCAAGGGUUGCUCGGUAGGAGCACCGGAGAGGCGGACCUCAAGGUCAAGUACUCCCAGGGGAUGAAUCUGGAGGAAUUGAUCACCGAGAUUCGAUCUUUCCUAUUGUCAUCAAACACUACCCUUGCACUGCCAGCCAUGACGAAGCACCGUCGAAAGACGAUCCAUGAGCUAGCAAAUGCGAUGCAUCUCAAAUCGCAAUCUCGAGGCAAUGGUCCCUCACGCUUUCCCAUUCUUAUCAAAACCUCUCGCACCCCCGCAUACACUCGCAAGACUAUUUCCAAAGUGGAUGAUUUGCUGUCCGGCAAAAAGCUCAAUCGCCGACUUUACCAGUCCUGGGGCUCAGAUGCAUCCAAGUACACCAAGUCAGUCAAGGUCAAACGGGGGGCCGCUGGCGGCGCGGUCACCUAUAUGGAUGGCGAUGUGGUCGGUGGUACUGCUCCAGAGAUCGGGGCCGGAAACAAAGGACGCGCCAUGCUAGAGAAGAUGGGAUGGAGCAGCGGCACUGCGCUCGGAGCUAUCAACAACAAGGGUAUUCUGCUCCCUGUCGCGCACGUGGUGAAGAAUUCCCGAACUGGUCUUGGAUAAGAGGACCCUAGCCGGAUUCAAUGUCAAGGAUGGAUGAAUUACCCCCUCAUUCCAUUAUCAUAUUUUGGGCCGACUGUCUCUCUUUUUUCUAUGCUAUCAAUUCUUAAUCACUAUGAAGGAUGCGCUCAAAGCGCAGUAGAGGGCUCCAUAUUACCCGUCGUCUGUACAUAGACACUGAUGCAAUACGAAUACCCCCAGCAUAGAUUUGA